Molecule: messenger RNA, 1760 nt
Organism: Cryptotermes secundus
Lineage: Eukaryota; Metazoa; Arthropoda; Insecta; Blattodea; Kalotermitidae
Gene: mRpL9
Product: 39S ribosomal protein L9, mitochondrial
Exons: 1
Coding region: 272-1081 (269 amino acids)
Biological process (GO): translation
Cellular component (GO): ribosome; mitochondrion
Molecular function (GO): structural constituent of ribosome
Source: RefSeq, a predicted model, not a curated record
GAACUAGCCUGGCAAACCUGCUUGUUGAUGUACGCUAUCGAAUUCUAAUUAGAUUGCAGGAUGUAACUAUCGAAUCGAAUGUAUCGUAAUUUCCAACCAUAGUGAAGUUGACGGGGUUCGUUGUCGACGUUGAGUGGAGGAGACGAAUGGUGGGAGGAAAUCGACGAAAACGUGCGUUAAUCUUGUGUUGUGUACAAUUUUAUAUGACUGAAAACGCAAAGAACUGUUGGUGUUGAUCGUGCACUGAGCAGAGUCUUGGGGAACUGAGAAUAUGUGGGGACAAUUACUGAGAUCAACAGUACAAUUAAGGUGUUCGAGUUGUCGCGUUUUGGGCUAUCCAGAUCAGAAUUUAUUACACCAACAAGUCAGAACAACAUUUAUUUUGAAGCGAAGAUGGCCACCGGGCCUGGUGAAGAAGUGGCGUGAUCCAUCGGCCAAGAGAUUGCGAGCUCGACACUUCGUUUACGAUCUUGUAGAAGAUACGGACACGCGAAAGAAGAAGGAGUUGGAGGUUAUAUUGACAGAUUUUGUAACAGGCAUUGGAAAUCGUGGAGAUCGGAUAAUUAUGAAACAGGACACAGCAUAUCACAAAUUGUUACUACCUGGAUUUGCUGUAUAUGCUUCGCCAGAAAACGUCCAGAAAUUUUCUCAUCUCAAAGAUGAUGAACACAAACCGAAAUAUAGUUCACCAUUUGUUGAGAAAACGAUAAGCAUUUUGCAAAAUAUGAAUGUUAUAGUUUUAAUGAACAAGGACAUACCUUGGACAGUUGAGCCUUGGCACAUAAGAAUGUCAUUCCGGAGAGCUGGUGUUCACAUCCCUGAAGAUGCCAUUUCAUUGCCAGAGGAACCAAUAUGUGGUCCCAAUAUGGAGAUAGAGAAUAAAUUCUUCAAGGUUACAGUGACUAUAAACAAUACAGAAAAAGUGCCUGUAAAAUGCGUUAUUCAUCACUGGAGUACAUAUAUCAGUGAUAAAUUACCACCUGCAGAAGAUGUUACAGAAGAGCCACGAAUGCCAGUAUUUCCAGUUGCAGAGUCAGAAAGAGGUUUUAAUGCCAAUUCUGACUUAACCACUGCAACAUAGAAAAUAUAAUAUUUUUAGUAAAUUAACUUGUUUGUAGUACAGCAGGCCCUUGCCAACUUCAGGAGUUAUGUUCCUGAUGAACACUGUAAUUUGUGAAGCCAGUGACUUAAUGGGGAGUCAGGGACUGGAGGAACUGCAUCUACUGUUGACUGUCUUCAAAGCCUAACAUGAAAGAUAUAUAACAGAUGUUUGAAAAUAGUAUAAAAAUUAAAAAGUAAGAAAAAAGAACACUACAGUAAUUGGUAAUCUAGAAAACUGAUUUCAGAUGCCACAAGAGUGUUCCACAGGAGAUGUGAAAUCUACCUUCUCUGUGUAUAUACUAAUCAAACUGCAGAUAUCCAGCCCAGAAUAAAUUUAAAAUCACGGCUACUUCAAAUCCACUGUUGGUGAGGGACUGCUGGACUUUGCUGCUUGAUACACAGGAUGUCUACAAAUUCUGUAUAGCUUUUGAAAAUAAUUUUGUCUUUAUUAUGCCAGUACACCUUUUGUGACUAUGAAGAAGCUUCUCAGCUUGAGCUUCAAUGUGGAGAAUGUUUUCUGUGAACAAACCCUGUAAAGAUUGGCAAUCUGAUAUGCUUGCAGUUUAUUUCAGUUAGAAUUUAGAAUGAUUGAGAAAUACAGCCUACUGUUUCAUUUUAAAAAUUGGUAAAUAAAUAUGCAUCUCUUUGUGUGUCAUAUA